AUGGCCGGCCUUCGCUUGGGCCUCAAGGCCUCCGUUCUUCUCCUGCUUACCUCCACCGUCCACGCUCUUCACUUCACACCCGACUCCGAAUGUGCUGCUCUAUGCUCAGGCGGUUCGAAUACGACAUCAUCCAGUUCCGAGAGUCCAGUGACAAGACCGUCGGAUAUUGUGUGUGAGGAUGAUGAAUAUUCAGAUACAGGGAACGGUAUAAGAUUCAAGAACUGCCUCAACUGUCUCCAGAAGAGUGACACUGCGUUGAAGAAAGAGAGUGACGUGUACUGGUUUCUGUACAAUGUCCGAUAUGCUUUCGAUGUUUGUCUUUACUCUUACCCUGAUGCAGCGGACUCGGGUACUAUCAACUCCCCCUGCAACAUCGAAAGCUCAUGCGGAUCUCUUGAGAAGGCUCUGUCGACGUCUCUACUCAAGACCAACACCGAUAAUCAAUUCGACUAUUGUGAAGCAGAAAACUCUAUCAUGAAGAGUACCCAUUAUAAAGACUGCAUCGGCUGCUUGCGCUCAACGUCGAACCAGAAGUACCUUGCAAAUUUUCUGAUUGCCAUGAAAGCUGGUUGUAUGCAAGAGCCCAAGGAGGGAGAUAUCAUUGGCCUCAGUGGCACAAUCUUCACGUCCUCGCUCAUCAACAUCACCGAUCCCAACACCAACGAAACGCUGCCCGGCGAUGACGGUGCGCCCGUUGGUUCUAUGACUACCGGAACCAUUGUCGGUAUUGCAGUCGGCUGUGGUCUCGCGUUUGCCGGUGCUCUCUGUCUUCUUUGCAUUUACUGUCGUCGAAGCCGAAGGCGUCACGCAGCAGCAAUUAAGAUUGAAUCACCACCACCUGACGCACCAAUGAAUGAUCAUUCCAUGUAUGGCAUCCAGAAGUCCUCAUACUUCACAGACUAUCCUGGACGUCCACUGUCGACUAUAAGCAAUGCUGCAAGGUUCGGACAUGCCCGGACCUUAUCCAACGCACAAUACUACGACACCCUUGAGAAUGGGACAGGAGACAAAGAAACUCCUGUAACAUACCACUACGCACCUCACUCGAAGAGCAAUGCUCCCAACAGUGCUCUUCCUACACACCCCGCAUACAUUCCUCGGGUGGUCAGUCGCCUACCUGAUCGUAGGCCAUCCCCAUCUUCAGGCCUGCGCAACGUGAGGACAAACGUCCCAGAUUCGUAUGCUCUCCAAACUUAUCUCAACGCCGGUGGCGCCAGUAUCGACUCCCGACGCAGUGCAGAGACUCCCUCGGAGAGCGCGAUAAGUUCUCUCGCUGGCAGCCGCAAUGCCUCUCCCACACCACAACCACUACUUCCGGCCAACGCACCAGCACCAGUACCGGCACCAGGGACACAAAAGUCCAAGAUGCCAAGCUUUUCGAUGCCCUCUCUCCCCAAGCUCUCAAUUCCAAAGAAGAAGGCACCGCCUCAACUUAACUUAUUGGAGGCCACGCCGAUCUCCGCGGUUGAUAAUGACCCUUCGCGUGAAUUGAGGAUUUCUAAGCCCCUUGCUGUACUAGAUCCCAGAUUUCAGGACAAACCGCUCGGUGGCAAACAGAUAUUGUCACACGAAAUCCCUGCGGGCUUCAAUGAUGAAUACUUGAAGAGGCGAGAGGCCAACAUCUCUCCCAUGUUGAGCGGCAACAGCCGCGUCUAUGGAUGA
Fusarium sp. VM40 is the source of this 1662-nucleotide messenger RNA. Lineage: Eukaryota; Fungi; Ascomycota; Sordariomycetes; Hypocreales; Nectriaceae. The record is from the annotation of a GenBank genome assembly.